AUGUGCAUCGUCCUCCUCACCACCGCCCACCCGGACUACGCCCUCAUCGUCAUCGACAACCGCGACGAGUUCAUCCUGCGUCCCACCUCCCGGCCGCACUGGUGGACCCAUCCCUCGGGCGCCGCCGUCCUCUCCGCCCGCGACCUCCAGCGCGAGGAGAAGGGCACCUGGCUCGGCGUCACCAAGACCGGCCACCUCGCCGUGCUCACAAACUACCGCGAGACCGAUCUCGGCGACGCCACCCACCCCAUCCACGCCGCCCGCAGCCGCGGCGGCAUGACCAACCACUGGCUCGGCUCCGACCCCGCCGAGCCCGCCCCGGCCUCCGUCGCCGACCUCGUCAAGGACGGCGGCGUCAAGGGCGUCGGCGGCUUCUCCAUGGUCGCCGGCAAGCUGAAGCGCAAGCGCGGCGAGGAUGAGAAGCCCGCGCGCGCGCUCGAGGGGAUCGCUAUUGUGUCGAACCGCUGCGACCAGCUGGAGGACGUGCCGUGGAUCGCGGAGAAGCGGGGCGAGGUGUACGGGCUCAGCAACACGGUGUACAACGACCCCAAGCCGUGGCCGAAGGUGGAGCUCGGGAAAAAGCUCGUCAAGGAGGCGGUUCAAGAGGCGGUCGACAAGAAUCUGGACGAGGAUGCCCUGGCCGAGCGUCUUCUUUCUGUGCUCGACACCGACACGCUGCCCAAGCAUCCGGAUAUGAGCCUGGCGGAUUACAUCAAGGAGCUGAAGCAGAGCAUCUUCGUGCCUGCCAUCGGCGAUGAGAGCCACCGCAAAGCGAUGGCGGACGCGGUAGCGAGGGGACCGGGGCAUUUCGCAACGGAUGACCAGAAGGCAGCCGAGAGUUUGCAGCUGGGCGAGCGGCCUGACCCGCCGACGAAGCCUAACCUUGGCUUCGAGGUAGGGCUGUACGGCACGCAGCGACAGACCGUCAUUAUGGUCGACUGGGACGGCAAUGUGUCGUAUCGGGAAAGAGCGCUGUGGGACGGCAACGGCAACCCCAUCGAAAGGGGAAAGGGCGACGAGGUUUUCCGCUUCAAGAUUGAGGGAUGGGAGAGCUAG
Colletotrichum chrysophilum is the source of this 1056-nucleotide messenger RNA. RefSeq lists its product as uncharacterized. Gene Ontology annotation, cellular component: Golgi apparatus. The record is from RefSeq and is a predicted model, not a curated record. The transcript has a single exon. Lineage: Eukaryota; Fungi; Ascomycota; Sordariomycetes; Glomerellales; Glomerellaceae. Bases 1 to 1056 code for a protein of 351 amino acids. Gene Ontology annotation, biological process: protein secretion; Golgi organization.